Messenger RNA from Rhagoletis pomonella (apple maggot), 1257 nucleotides. RefSeq names its product GPN-loop GTPase 1. Bases 1 to 1143 code for a protein of 380 amino acids. Gene Ontology annotation, molecular function: GTPase activity. The record is from RefSeq and is a predicted model, not a curated record. Lineage: Eukaryota; Metazoa; Arthropoda; Insecta; Diptera; Tephritidae. The transcript has 5 exons.
AUGGCGUCCACUAGUUCUGGGUCAACUCCAUCAUCUAUUUCCGUAGAACAAGAGCCCGUAUCAGCACCGAUUUGUAUGAUUGUGCUCGGCAUGGCUGGCUCUGGAAAGACAACAUUCGUGCAGAAGCUCACACAGCUCUCAUUUAAUCAUUUCAAGCCAUAUGUGAUAAACCUCGAUCCCGCGUGUCGGGAAACUCCUUACCAUGCUAAUAUUGACAUUAGGGACACGGUUAAUUAUAAAGAGGUCAUGAAACAGUAUAAGCUUGGACCAAACGGUGGAAUAGUAACGUCUUUGAAUUUGUUUGCUACGAAGUUUGAGAAGGUGGUUGAGUUAAUCAGGCGCGCUGGACAACAGGGUCACAAGUGGUGUAUACUGGAUACUCCAGGACAAAUUGAGGUGUUUACCUGGUCCGCCUCUGGUACCAUAAUAACUGAAGCAUUAGCAACUAUUUUUCCAACAGUUGUGGUCUAUGUGAUGGAUGUUGUCCGUUCUAUCAGCCCAACAACAUUUAUGUCCAACAUGCUGUACGCAUGUUCCAUUUUAUAUAAAUCACGUUUACCUUUUAUCGUAGCACUUAAUAAGAUCGACGUUCAAGAUCACGAUUUCGCGGUUGAGUGGAUGACGGACUUUGAGGCUUUUCAGGAGGCGCUGGAGAAAGAACAAAAUUAUAUAAGCAAUUUGACGCGAACCAUGUCACUGACGCUCGAUGAGUUUUAUAGGAAUCUGCGGACUUGUGGAGUAUCGUCAAAAACAGGCAUUGGAUUUGAUCGCUUUUAUGGUUUAGUGGCAGAAUGUGCUAAGGAAUACGAAAGCGAUUAUAAAGCGGAGUACAAUAAAUUACGAGAAGCAAAAUUAAAAGAAGAAACACGAAGAAAGGAAGAGGAAUUAGCAGCGAUUGCGAAGAGCAAGGGCGAGGGAACCGAAGUGCCAUUGGGUGGUUUUGUGGAGGAGGUUCCCAUUGGUCGUGAACUGACCGAUAUUUACUUGAAGCAUCCGGGAAAUGAAAGUUCCGAAGACGAAGAAGGGCAAGAAGAGGAAGCACCAACAUUUAACGAAGACCACAUAGAGGAACAAAAUUUCAAUCAGUUUGUAAAAAAGCACACAGACGCUCAAAAGGAUAAAAUAAACAAAAGUGAAAUAUAAAACAUAAACAGGUUUCCGGUUACAAUUUCUGACUAAAUCCUGGAGUACUGGAAGAUACUACUUGUAUUUCGAUGGCUGAGUGGAAGAUCGUCCUAUCUAGACUGCCAGUUCGAA